GCGAUACCCUUCUCUCUCUAUUAUUUACAUAUUUUCGUAUUUUAAUCUAUAUUUAUGUAAUUAUAAAUUCGUGUAUAAAUACACAUCCAUCAUUAUACCUAUGUUAUGCUAAUUCUGUUCAGUUUCUAGUUAAUCGGUGAGAAGGGUGUGUGAAGCAAAGACUGAAAAUGGACCAUCAUGAGCAUGUGGAGGAGGAGGAGGAGGAGGAGGAGGAGGAGACUGUGACUCCGGUUGCAAAUUCUGGGAGGAGGAACGGAGGAAGUGAAAGAUUCCGGUACAAGGAGUGCUUGAAGAACCAGGCAUUCAGCAUUGGCAGAGAGGCUCGAGACGGAUGUGGAGAGUUCAUGCCGGCCGGUGAUGAAGGCACCUUGGAGGCUAUGAUUUGCGCCGCUUGCAGCUGUCACCGGAACUUCCACCGAAAAGUACUUGAGGUGCAACCACAACAGUACUACCAAGCUCCGUUUCACCACCACCAGAUGGCACCGCCGCCGUUUUAUUGCCACCACAACCCUGCUGGAUACCUGAAUGUGAUGAGAUCUCCGCCAUCUCACCACCAGCGUCCGCUUGCUAUACUGCCUACAUCAAGGAACGAUGUUGAAGACAUACCAAACCCUAGCUCUAGCGGAGUUGGUUCCAAAAAGCGGUUUCGUACGAAAUUCACCCAGUAUCAGAAGGAUCGGAUGCUGCCGUUCGCGGAGGCGUUAGGGUGGCGCAUUCAGAAAGAAGAUGAGGCUGUCGUACAGCAAUUCUGCGAUGAAACAGGCAUCAGUCGUCAAGUUCUAAAGGUCUGGAUGCACAACAACAAGUAUACACUCGGUAAAAGGCCCUAGUUAUUCACAGUUGGAUGAAACAGAAGUGAUUUCAUCUCAAGUUCUAGAGAUAAGUUAGGGUGGUUUUCUUUUUCAUAAGGUUUUCAUCGAUCAUGAUCUGAGAUUUCUCAGUCUAGAUCGAACUAUAUCUAAAAUUAGGUAAUUGUGCUUCAUUCGAAGCUAGAGAUGGUAGAAUAUUUUAAUCAAGACGUAAUGAUUUGGUGUUGAAUUUUCGGAGUUGAUAAUCGUUGAUUGUUGUUUGUUGGCGUAUAUAGA
This is a messenger RNA of Lactuca sativa (garden lettuce), 1085 nucleotides long. Its product is annotated as zinc-finger homeodomain protein 2. Gene Ontology annotation, cellular component: nucleus. Lineage: Eukaryota; Viridiplantae; Streptophyta; Magnoliopsida; Asterales; Asteraceae. Gene Ontology annotation, molecular function: transcription cis-regulatory region binding; DNA-binding transcription factor activity. Gene Ontology annotation, biological process: regulation of DNA-templated transcription; regulation of developmental process. The record is from RefSeq and is a predicted model, not a curated record.